UAGUUCGCUCGGACCGACACUUCUCACAGGGAAUUCACCUUCCACAUCCGUGGAAACAGCAGAAGUCACCGGCCGUGCACAGUACUAGGUAAGAGAUCCAGCAGGAGGAUGGGAGGUUACACGUUCCCUACACGGGCUAGCCUGGCAGCUUCCUGGGCCUUGUAGUUUAUGUUACUCGGCGACAAGUGUGAGGAGGAACUACGUUUCCAAUGAUACCUCGGGGUAUCCUGCGUAGAACAAAUAGGAAGGCUCUAGCGGCCAGCCAAUGGGGGCAGUGCGGGGACGUGCUGCGGCUGACAGAGCAGUUGUUGGGUGGAGCUAUGGGGCUUGGGAUGACGGCACGGCUCGGUGUAUGAGGGAGGGGGCACCAGCGCUCUGCAAGACGCCUACCAGCUCUCUUCUGUAACCUUGCGCUUCGGACUGGGAGCAGUCGCAACUGAUGGACAAACAUUAGGGAGUUGCGGUGGAGCAGGUGCGGGAUUGUUUGGUGCGGGAUUGUUUGGUGCAGAGCUGUGGAGCCUGAAGUGGCGGAGGAGGGUGGUUUGGACGCGGGCUAAUCCAGUAAGAUGUAAUGGUCGCUGGCUCUGCACGACGCUAUACACGGUGGAUGAACAAUAGGGAGAAAGCGGCGAUCAGCAGUAUCCCAGCUCCGCGUCUCCCUGCCAGUGUCCCCUCAUCCCAGGAGCCGUGCUGUGUGCCCGGGCACUGCCCCCCUGGCGGCUGCUCAGCUGUGCUGGUGUGUGGCACAGGGUCCCUUGGUGUUGUGUCAUCUCCUAUACGUUAUUUUGCUGAUCGCAUUUUGUGCGUCAUGUGAAGAGCGCAGGUGAAGCCAGUGUGUGCUGUGCGGCUGGUACCCAGGUUGUGCUGCUGCUGCUGCUUGUUGAUCUUUGUGGCACCAUCAUCUCAUCCGAGGCCUGCUGCACCGUCUGUUCUCCUGCCUCAGGGACCUCACUGCUGCACUCGGACUGCUGCAGAACCUCUUCCCGGGCUGUGCUCUUCUCAAGUCCGAUUCCACCUCAUUCCAAUAUAGUCUGACAUGAGGCUAGGAAGUUUCUAAAAGGGCUACUGGUUCUCCAGUCUGGCUUGGACUGACUGCUGGUCCACGGAUCUCGGUUUAUAAGAAAUCUCCGCCAUUUGUUCGAGGAUCAGACCCGGCUUCUCACGCCAUCCCAUGGAUGUAAACAAAUCCGUCUUAGACUGGAACCUUUAAACUCCACAAACGUUUUCUUAAUUUGCAGUGAUUAUGAAGUCUUUAGAUGAACCUCCCUUCCUGUCGGAUGGCACAGAUGUAAGUGCUAAAUACAGGGGUGCAUUCUGUGAAGCCAAAAUAAAGGCAACCAAAAGGCUUGUGAAAGUCAAGGUAACAUUUCGACGGGAUGGGACAACUCUGGAGGUGCAGGACGAUUAUGUUAAAGGUCCCCUGAAGAUUGGAGCUGUGGUAGAAAUCAAAAGUCCAGAUGGAACUUAUCAGGAAGCUAUUAUCACUAAGUUAACGGAUGCGAGCUGGUACACAGUUGUGUUUGAUGAUGGUGAUGAAAAAACUUUAAGAAGAUCGUCACUUUGCUUAAAAGGAGAGAGACAUUUUGCAGAAAGUGAGACACUUGACCAACUUCCACUGACCAAUCCAGAACAUUUUGGAACUCCUGUAAUAGGAAAGAAAACAAAUCGGGGGAGAAGAUCUAAUCACAUUCCAGACGAAGAGUCAUCCACAUCAUCCAGUGAUGAAGAUGAGGAACAGGACAAAGCUGGAGAUGAGUUACUAGGGAAGGUUGUCUGUGUUUCAUUAAAUAUUGGAGACAAAAAAAAAGGCACUUGGGUUCCAGUGUUGGUAGUAUCACCAGACUGCCGGGAUGAUAUAGCUGUGAAGAAGGACUUUACUCUAGUGCGCUCUUUUAAGGAUGGCAAAUUCUUUUCUGUUGUAAAGACUGAUAUCCGAGAUAUUGGUGACGUCUCCUUUAAAAAUGACUGUAUAGUAAAGCCAGCUCUAGACUAUGCCAUGGAAUUCUUAAGAAAAAAAACUAUCCCAGCUACCUGGAAGGCUGAGGUAAAGGAUGAAAGCUCAGGUAGCGAAACGGAGGAUGAGGAGACCAGAGAUGACGACAACAGUAGUGAAGAAGAGGAUGAAGUGGAACCAUUUCCAGAUGAAAAUGAGAAUUUUUUGCAACAACUUUACAAAUUUAUGGAAGACAGAGGAACACCCAUCAACAAAAGACCUGUACUAGGGUACCGAAACUUGAAUCUUUUUAAACUUUUUCGUCUUGUACAUAAGCUUGGAGGAUUUAGUAAUAUUGAAAGUGGAGCAGUUUGGAAACAAGUUUAUCAAGACCUUGGGAUUCCUGUUCUAAAUUCAGCUGCUGGCUAUAAUGUUAAAUGUGCUUACAAAAAAUAUCUAUAUGGUUUUGAAGAGUACUGUACUUCUACUAAUAUUAUUUUUCAAAUGGACUUGCCAACAAAAGUUGCUAAAUCAAAUGAAGACAAUGUCAUGGAAAGCAAUAUUCCCCUGAAACAGAAAGCUGAAAGCCUUGGAAAUCUUAAAGAUGAACAUUGUGAAAAGAACGAUGUUCGCAAUAAUAUAGACAAACUGCCACCUGAAGAAAAAGAUUUUGCCGGAGACACAGAUGUUCCAUGUAAGAGCGAGAGAGAAGUAAAAGCAAAUGAUCGCAUUGCCGAUGAAAAAAUUGGUGUAUCAGAAGAGGGCAAAAUCCAUCAAGAGCAAGACUCUGUUGGUGCUGAGAAAAAAGAAGAAACUUGUUUGCGGAAGAAGGAGGAUGAUCCUAUGAAGAGCAUUACCGAGAUCAAGGGUGAAGAUAUUGAAGAGGAGGAAGACCUUGAAAUGUAUUCAGUAUGCGUCAAAGGACACAUGCGAUAUGAAGAACCUGUAAAAGCUGACAAGACCAUCAGGCCGGCAGAUAAAAGAGUACCAAAAAUAAAACAUAGAAGAAAAAUUAAGAGUAAGAUGGAGACAGAUCCUAGCGAAUGCAAGUCAGAAAAAGAUGAAAACUGCAGUAAACAAUGCAGACUGUUUUCAAGACCUUUAUUCCAGUCAUGUGAUCUAGAGGAGUCAACAUUUGAUUCUUCAGAAAGUAAAAAUUCUGGCUCAGGUCCAUUGAAGCCUUUAGAAAUUACUUCUAUUUUGAAUGGUCUCCAAGCUACUGAAAAUUCUGCAGAUGACUGUGAAACAGAAAAAAAAACAAGCAUUACUAAGAGUGACAUGACUACACAAACAGAAGGAAACUGCAUUACAGGGAUGGAAGAAAAUUACUUUAGAGUAAGCAGUAAAAAAAAUAAUUUAAAACACUCAGCUGUGAAACAAGAGAAGGAGUCUACAGAUGACACAGAUUCUGAACUGGAAACUCCAAGACAGAAUAAGUUUGUUAAAGACUUUGUAGUUCAGAUAAACAAAUCACAGUCUAAAGGUGACAAGAAAAAAAUUAUUGAUUGUGGAAAAACUUUAAGUUCUAACUUAAAGGAUGAAAGUAACAAUUCCAAAGAGACAAAUAAUCAGUUUGAAGUUGACACAAUAACUUCUUCUUCUGAUGAAGAAUGUACCAAAGCAAAAGGUUCUUUUGUUAAAAAAAGUAGCAGUUUGGAUGAAAAAAAGACCUUACAAGCAUCAAGCUUCUACACAAGCUUAACAGAUAUGCAGGAUAAAAGAACAAAAUUAUUAAAUUACUCUGAGGAAAGGCUUCGGACUAAAGACCGCAAAGAUGUUUGGUCAAGUAUUCAAGGACAGUGGCCUAAAAAAACUUUAAAAGAACUUUUCUCGGACUCUGAUACAGAAGGAGCAGCAUCUCCAACUCAUGCAACUCAAGUUGAUGCUUCUCUUUAUUCAACUCAGUCAAACAAAGAUGAAAGUAAAGAUUUGUCAGCAGAAGUUUUACAACCUUUCACUGAUGCCAUUAAGUUUAUACCGGCUGAUGAAAAACCAGUUGAGUUUUAUGAUAAAAAAGUUGACUUCCCCAGUAGUGGUAGUAAUUCUGUACUGAAUACACCGCCCACCACGCCGGACUCCAACUUAUCUUUAAGUGAGUACCAGAGAACACAGUCAACAAUUGAAAGCUUGGAAAAUGUGGAAACAAACCAAGAAGAAGUUGAAAGUAUGAAAAGUGACACAAAUAGCACAAUUGAAGUGGACAGUGUUUCUUGUGAAUUACAAGAUCUUCAGUCAGAGGGAAAUCUUUCACCUACUGAAUUUGAUGCCAGUUUCAGUUCCAGUAGCAGUAACCACUUGGAAACUGAGAACAAACAGAAGGGUAAGGAGGAAAAAAACGAAAAUGCAAAAAUGGAAAAACCCCUGGUCCUUAAGGGGUUAAGAAAAACAGACACACAUCGGUUAUUUCUCAAUGACUCCAGUCUUCCAGCAUCCAGGAACAGAGUGCCCCGAGCAGGGCGUAACAUCACACGAGGGCGGAGACGUGACGUCACGAUACUCAGGCCCUGUAGUCUUGACCCGUCAGAAUCGGACUCUGCAGCGGUCUGUGCAGCUCCCACAGGACAAAAAAGACAUGCAGAAGAUAACGUUGACCUUAUGGAAAAUUGCACAGUAAAGAGAAUAAAAAGAAACCACACGUCUGCUACUCAUAAAAGGAAAAUUUCUCAUACCAGUGAUAGUGAAGACCUUUCUGGUGGUGAAAGUCUUUCAAAACAUCAGACUUCAAAGUCAUUUUCUGGAGUAACAUCAAAACAAACCAAAAUAUCAUUGGGAUUGUGUACGCCAGGAAAAUAUGUGAAAAACAGAGAAAGAGAAUCUUUUCAGAAGGAAUAUAAUGAUUGUCUGCCUAAAUUGUACAAGUGGAGUUUCCAGCUAUCGGACCUGGAAAACAUGACAAGUGUAGAACGCAUUGCAUUUCUCCAGGAAAAACUUCAAGAACUUCGUAAACACUAUCUGUCAUUAAAAUCUGAAGUAGCCUCUAUUGAUAGAAGAAGAAGGCAUUCUAAAAAGAAAGAAAGGAAAAGUGCUGUUCUGUCCACCAUGUCAUCAUCACCUUCUUCAAGUUCAAUCACUGCAGCUGUAAUGUUGACCUUAGCAGACCCAUCUCUAUCAACAUCAACACAGAAUGCAAUGACCGUUGAGUGCAGGUGACAGAGGGACCUUUUCAUGCACUUGCACUUACUAUCGUUCAACUUAUUGAGGCCAUUGACUUCUUUUUCUACUGCACAGCAACAAAAGUACAGACAGGCACUAUUUUCUAUUGCAUUUUUAAUGUGUUGUCCACUUUUUAUGAUGUAGAAGUAAACAGAUUUUCUUCAAGCAAUAACUGUUUCCAACUAGUCUGGGAGUUCUGUUUUGCACCCAAUGCCUGCUGCUAUUGGAGGAGAAGGCUAUUGAUGUAUUUUAUACAAGGGUAAUGCAGUAAAUAUAUUAAGGGUCCUUUACAGAGUGCUGUGCAGAUUGUAACACAGUAGUUGUAAUUGAGCUGUCAUGAUGCCAAUUUGAUGGGUUUAGAAUGGCAAUUGCAGUAGAUAGAGCUGUGCCUAAAUACUAAACUGGGACAUGUGAUAGUUAUAACACAUUAUUCCAUCAUCAUUGUUUAUGUACUUUGUUAUCAGUACAUUUUUUCCUGUGCUUGAUCAUUUUUGGGCUAAAUUAGAACUACGUUUUAUAAAGUGGUACACUUGCCACAUGGCAGACACCAUUUAAUAAUAGAGGUAAGCUUAAUAUUGCUAAUAAAAGUGCAAAUUAAGGGGGGGGGGGUUAAAGUUGAAAAUCUAAUAUGUACAAAAUAUUUCACCUGUCAUAGUUGGGAAGGGUACAAAAGCCCUGUGAACAGGAGAACUGUAGUGCUUAUAAGUUAUAGAUUGCGGUGGGUCCGAGCGCUGGGGCACUCAGCGAUCUCCUGUACGGGGCCGUGGCAGUCUGCCAGAAGGACUGUCAUCCCCAGCAGAAAGCUGCGGCAGGCAUGCCCCUCCAUGUAUCUCUAUGAGAUUCAUUGAGGGGGCAUGCCGGCUGCCACAUCAUGUGGGGACGGAAGGCCCCCUUUCCUGUGCAAUGCCACGAACCGUACAGGAGAUUGCGGGGGACCCCAGCGCUAAGACCCCCAUGAUCUAUAACUUAUCCCCUAUCCGAAGGAUUGUGGAUAAGUUCUGAGCCCUACAGAUGUCCUUUAAGGACAUUUCACAUUGAGAAAGCGAAGCUCAAGAUUUCAUCUACUGAUAGAAAGCCAUUUAUAGUGGUCUGCCCUAGUGAGGGAUGUCCUUAGAGGCUGGGUUCACACUAUGGAAUUACCAGGCGGAAAUUUUCAUGCAGCAGAGUGUUUUGCGGACAAUGGGAUUCCACUGCACAGUGCCCACAAUGGAAUUUCAGCAAUGGAGUUGAAAUUCAUUUGGCGAAAGAAUGAACUUUUGGCCGAAUACUGCGUGGAAUACAUUGCCGCCUAUAGUGACUGGUAAUGUCUGCCAGCCGCCCUCAGAAUCUCUGACCGGAAAUAUUCCACAACGUGAACCCGGCCUAAUAAUACAUUGAAUUAUUUAUUGAAUAUUAUGUUAUAUUUGGUAGGAAAAAGGAGUCAUUGUAGGUUUCCUAGGCAGCAGCAAGGUUUGGCUGCACUAUAUUACUAGUCAGUUUGUAUAAUUUGCAUUAUUGGAAAGCAUAUCUUGCCACAGUAUAUCGCACAAGAAAAGAUCACUGAGCGCUCACCCACUGAUAUGCCGGAAGAAGGACCUCUUCACCUGAAGAAAGCACUGAUCUGUGCAGGUAGGCGACAGAUGGAACCAGGGGGAGUUCAGACAACAGGCCAGGGACUAUAUAAUGCCAUUAGGCGCUUUGUCAGGCCGCUGAGAUGUCAUCACAAUUACUCCAUGUCUUUAACUUCUUCCCAGGUAACGUCAUGCAAGUGAAAAGGGUGCAGAUUAACUCUUAGCGUUACCAUAAUAGAUAAGUUAAAACCAUAUAUAAAGGAAUAAACCUAACAUGUGAGCUAGGGAAUACUCAAGCAGGGGCUUAUAGCAGAGCACAUAAUUCAUUUUUAUCAUUGAGACCCAAUGGCCCCAUCGAGUCCAGUCUCAGAAUCCAUCUGGAUUCUUUCAGUAGCAACAUUUGGUGUCUGUCCUUUCCCCUUCCAGCAUACUCAACCUUUUAGCUCCAAACUUUAAGGACGUCAGAUUUAUAAAUCUUAACGAACCUUUACAGUACGUACUGAUCUGAAAUGUUCCCUGAUCCUGUGGAACAGGGGGCGCUUAAUCUUACCUAUGUAAUACAACCUGCAUGUACAGACCAUGCAGUAUAUCACAUAGGUAGACCUACACGUGACAGGCUGCUUUACAAACACUGUAUAACCUCCCAGUUGCAUUGUUUCCGUUUUAAUAUUCAUAUCACAAAACGAGCAAGAACCACAUGUGUGAUUCCCUACGAUUCUGGUAUCGGUAAGCUAAUUAGAUUGUGAUUUCUUCCUACUUUGUUUCUUUUUCAAAUAGUCCCUUAUUGUUUUAUUAUGUUUAUAUGUGAUAAUCGGUUUCUGAGUUGUUAUAUCAUGAAUAUCGGGAUCUCUUUACAACAUAAACCAGUUUGAAUAAAUAUUCUGCUUUAUUCUGUCAUUUAGAGGCGUAUUCCUGAAUGUAAAAAACGCUCUAUGUGCCUGGGUAUCUUUAUCAUUAAAUUGCCUCCUUUUGGUAACCAAUUCCUCUCUCUGAAUCCUGGCUCUGGCUUGCGAUAUUACUUUUGAGGGGUAACCCCUAGCAGCUAAAUGUCCAGCUAAAUCGUCAAGUUGCUGAUUAAAUGUAUCCAUAUUGUUGUGGCCUACCAUUUGGCUGUAGUGGAUACUGUUUUUAGUUUGCUCUGUAUGUGAAGAAUGAUAAUGAAGAAAAGCAUUCCCGCCUGUCUCCUUUCUAAACCCUGAUGUUUGGAGCUGACUGUUUUCUAUCUUGAUGUUAACAUCUAAAAAUUCCAAGGAUUCUCCCCAAAAGACUGUGGUGAAUAACAUGUUCACCUCGUUAAUGUCAUUGAGGUCAUUGACAAAUUUACUGAACUGGUCAAAGGAACCUGACCAGAUCAGGAAAAUAUUGUCCACAUACCUCAAUAUCAUCUUAAUGUGAUGCAGAAAUGGGUUCAGCGGUGUGAAUAUAUAAUAUAUAAUUUUCUCAAAAAUGGAUAAAAAAAUAUUGGCAUAAACGCAUGAAACUGGGGACCUCAUCUGAACCAAUUUCCAUCACAUUGGAAGCAAUUGUUAGUGAGAAUUAGAUGUGUAGCCUCCAUAAUGAAUUGGAUAAAAUCAGUACACUUCUCUGUUGAGGACAAAAAGGUCUUGAGAGCCUGUAUACCCGCAUCAUGGGGGAUGCGGGUAUACAGGCUCUUGAUGUCUAUAGACGCCAAGCUGUAACCAUCCCUCCACUGAAAAUCCUGGAGGGCAAUAAUCAAGUCACUGGUAUCCUUCAAAAAUGUAGGUAUCAUUUUCAAUAGAGGGGAAAGUAACCAAUUAAGGUAACUGGACAGGAAUUGUGUGGGAGACCCAAUAGCAGCAAUAAUUGGCUGAAAUGGGGGGGUUGAUUUUUAUUUAGUUUUGGGCAGGAUGUACAUGUAUGGUUUCGAUGAAUUAUUGGGAAUGAGUUUCUGCGUUUUUUUUUGGCUGAGAAUUCUAUUCUCUACUUUUUUCCUUAGUAAGUUACAGACAUCGUCCAUAAUCUUACUUGUAGGUUCCACUGUUGGUUUCUCAUACAGCAACCCAUUAUUCAGCUGCUUACGGAUUUUGUUGUCAUAAUCCUUCGGCCACAACAUCAGCUAGCCAAUCCAAGGCCUGCUGUUCCUCCAUAGAAAUGUUAUAACCGGCCUUAGGAUACUUUAAUGCUUUAAUUUCCCUACACACGGUACUGUAAAACAAAUCUAUGGGGCUGCCUGAUGUGAUGGGUGGGUUGAAUGUGGAGAGAUUCCCCCCUAGAAACACCUUACUCUCAUUCUCCAUGUCCCCUCCCUGUUGCUGCCAUUCCUCCCCCUCAUCCAUAGACUCCAUCAAAUCUCUUGUUGCUGCAUAAUCUUGGGGUUCAAAACCCUACACCAUCCAAAAACCCAACGGUCCUAUAGAGUCUCUCCCUCUAAUGGUGAGACAUCUUUUUUAUUUGGUUUUUGCAUAUGCAUCACUGUGAAAAACUUCUUGAGAUUAAGCUUUCUAACGGCCUUAAACAAGUCCUCCUCAAAUGCUGGAAAAUUGAAGUCCUCUUUUAGUCCAAAAUUCAAACCCCUGUUUAAUACCGACACACAUCCUGGGGAUAAUUCCACAUUAGCCAGAUUCACCACCAGACUCUGUGAUUUCUCUAACACCAUGAUACUGUUUUCCUUUUGUACAUUUUUCUCACCGGUCGCUCUUUUUCUUCUACCACCUCACCUGAUUCGACCCCUAACUGGGGUCACACUUGGUCCAGGGGUGGCUCUCCCCUGAUCACCUUCAUCGGGACUGGAUUCCGACUCUGUUGUAAAAUAAUUGGAUACCUUGGUUGGUUUCCUGCGAUUACCAUGUGGCUUAAAUUUUCUGCCAAAUUUACCUACUUACCUAUUCUUAUUUGUGUUUUUAUUCCUGGAGAAAAUGUGUUUCAUUUCAAAAUCCCUCUUAACAAUUUAUCCCGCAUUGUCUUGUUAAUAGUAGUUUGUAGUAGAGUUAGCUUUUUCUCUAGUUUCCCCAUGAAGGUUGAAAACUGAGAAUCUGACAUCCUGGUUUUUAACUCCUGUCAGAGGUCGACAGUUACCUGUUCAUACUCAAUUCUAUUUUGUUCCAGCACUAACUGUUGCAAAUUUAAUGAAUGUUGUAGGUGCAAAUCUUCCCAUUUUUUCACAAAUGUAUGGUUGCCAGUAAAUUGCGAGGUGGCUUAUAUAAUCUAAGCCCCUAGGGGUUCAGUGAUUUUCACUAUACGCCUGUAACGAAUUCACUGUCCAAAACAGUUUGGUUUCUCGUUCAACUAAUAAUUAAAUCUUAAACUCCAUGGGUUUUCGUGCUGAGCAUUUGAAUUCCAUCCCUUAGCUCACAUGAUGAAAAGAAUUCCCCAUGUCCGCUCUCCCUGCACUAAAUGUACUGCCCAUAUCUUCACCUGUAAUCUCCAUAUUCAUUAGCAAUGAACCAAGGGAACCUUCUUAUAGACCAACGACGUGCUCUGGACAAUAAAGAUACAAAAUAUACACCGCUGAACCCAUUUCUGCAUCACAUUAAGAUGAUAUUGAGGUAUGGGAAUGAUAUUUUCCUGAUCUGGUCAGGUUCCUUUGACCAGUUCAGUGAAUUUGUCACCUACCGUAAAAAACGGAUGUAUAAUAACGGAUAAAAUAAUGGGUGCUAACGGCUGAAUAAAUAUUAAUCCGUUAAGACCCGUUAUCCCUCAUGUAUGGCCGUAAUACACCUCUGCCUACAAACUCCCACAGCCGGGACUACUACUACUCCCAUCAUGGAACAGACUUCUUUCCCUGAUGGGAGUAGUAAUUCCCUGGUUGUGGGAGUCUUCAGACAGCUGGGGAGGCUACAUUAGUGUUUGUACUACUACCCCCAUUAUGGAACAGAGUCUGAGGGGGGCUGAGGGAUUGAUCGCACCAGGUUUCACUUCUGAGACCCGUUGCGAUCCAAAGUUAUUAAGCAGGGGAGCGAGCAGCAUGCUCCGCAACCCUGCGAUGUAUCAUGUGUUUUAGCUUUCCUUUUUGAAUCCCCCGCGGGGAGCCCUGAAUGGCCAGUACUGAGGAGCCAUUCAGGGCUCUCAGCGGGAGAUUUAAAAAUGAACAUUGUGAGUAGCAGGCGGGCCAUAGCUAUAAUAAAAGCGCUGUGGAUGGCAAGAUGUAUAGCGCUGCAGGGGGGGGCAGACAUAUAGCCUAUAUAUCUAGCCUCCCAGCACAUUUAUAAUAUGCCCCCUGCAGCGCAUUAUAAAGAUAUGACCCCUGCUAAUGCAUAACAUAUAUAUAUACCCCCCCGCCGGGGCAUUUAUACAUAUAUACCCCCCCCCCAGCGCAUAUAUAAUGUACCCUCGCAGCUCAGCGCAUCUAUAUACAUAUGCUACUGCAGUGCUAUAUGUAAAAAGCAUUCUAGCAGCAGCAUCGGCUGGCCCGAUGGUGCUGAUAGAAAUACUUUUCAUACAUAGCGCUGCGACGGCAUAUGUAUAUAGAAGCGCUGGGGGGCAGAUAGAGCUAUAUGUCUGCCCCCCCCCCAGCGCUUCUAUAUACAUAUACUCCUGCAGCGCUAUGAAUGAAAAGUAUUUCUCUUAGCAGCACAUAGUGCCAGCAGCCGGCUGCUGGCACUAUGCGCUGCUAAUAGAUAUACAAAAUUUUCAUAAAGGCUUAUCUGUUUGCCAUAGACCUCAAUGUUAAAAAUAACGGCCAUUCAUUUAUCCGUUUCUUGUGGCGGAAGUAAAAUGAGUGCAUGUUCUGUUAAUUCUUCCGUCACAACUAUCGUCCGUUAGUCAUGACGAACUAUAAGUGGGUCAUAAUGGAUAAUCAAAAAAUCCCAUAGACUGUAAUGGGAUUUUGUAACGGACGUUUAAAAUCCUUUUUUAAAGUUUUUGUAACGGAUGUUUAUAACGGAUCUUUUAACUGAUGAAUUUUAUAGUGUGAAAGCAGCCUAAGAUUUAUUAAUCACAUGGCUGAGUGUCAUUAUAAUGAUCUGAUGUCCUUAAAGUUUGGAGCUAUCGAAAGGUUUGAGUAUGCUGGAAGGAGGAAGGACCAAAUAUUGCUAUCGAAAGAAUCUAGAUGG
This is a messenger RNA of Hyla sarda, 11648 nucleotides long. RefSeq names its product AT-rich interaction domain 4B (gene ARID4B). The transcript has 25 exons. The record is from RefSeq and is a predicted model, not a curated record. NCBI's taxonomy places the organism in Eukaryota, Metazoa, Chordata, Amphibia, Anura, Hylidae. Gene Ontology annotation, biological process: regulation of transcription by RNA polymerase II. The coding region runs from base 1244 to 5083 and encodes 1279 amino acids. Gene Ontology annotation, molecular function: transcription cis-regulatory region binding. Gene Ontology annotation, cellular component: nucleus.